AUGUUGUGUUGUGUAUCAAACAGUUGUUUGAUUGAAUUUUAUAAGAAUCAAAAAAAAUAUAUUAUGAUCUCAAACGGUGCAUUAGAUGGUGAAAUGUAUGGAGUUUCACCAUUUCAACAAGGAAGAACAUUUAUGACACCACCACGUAAUCCACCAGUUUAUUAUAAUAAUUCGAGUUAUUCCCAACCAUCUAUGAUGACACGUGAUGGUACAUUAAAUAAUGCUGGUAGUAGUGCUAAUCCAAAUAAUACUAGUGGCUAUUUAUCUGAUCUACACUCACAUUCAGUACAAAGCAAAUUUUCACAUGCUAAUAGUAUGAUGGGUACAUCCCGUUUAGCACAUCUUGGUGUUAAUGGACCAUUUAGUAGUCUAGGACCAGUUUCCAGUCAUGUACGCAAAAGCUUACAAAUGACAAUUGAUGCAGCAGCCGUGGACAAUAGUGCACGCAUAUCGCCAGAGAAUAAUCUUGAUUUUUAUGCUUAUUCACAAGCGGCACCAUACAGUAUGCAACAAUUGACCGAUGAUGAUCUACUUAUUGGUGGUUCAAAUCGUGAUGAAAAAGAACGUACAAUACCACCUGAUAUGCCAUCUGUUCGACAAGUACGAUCUGAUUUUGCAUAUUUUAUGAGUGAUGAAUUGAGAGCUGAAUUACUUAGGCGUAAUCAGAUGUUAAUGGCAUGUGCGAAUCUUGAUGUAGCAGGAGCUAUGCCUGAACGUGUUGGUGAUUAUUAUAAUUUAAUGCCACUUGAUAGUAGUCAAGCAAAUGUUCCACAUAAAUCACGUACAUUUCGUUAUCAAACAAUAAGUUAUAAAGCAACACAUAUACGAACUAAUACUGUAUGUUAUUUAAAAAGAAUAAUGGGAUGUAAAUUACCAACAGCACGUCUUUAUGAAGUUGUUGAAGCAUGGAAAAAAAUUGUUCAUGCUAAUAUUGUACAAUUACGUGAAGUUUUUUUAACAAAAGAUUUUGACGAUGAACAACCUUCUAUUAUUUUCGCCUAUGAUUUUAUACCAUGUUGUGAAACGUUACAAAAACGGCAUUUUAGUUCAAAUAAUAGUCUACUUAAAGGUUGGGCUAAUCCAUAUAAUCUAUCUGGUGAAGAUCGUCCAUUUAGUGCCGGCAAAGGAACCAGUCAAACAGGUUUAUUAGCCGAAUCACUUAUAUGGGAAUAUGUUGUACAGAUGUCAUCAUUAAUUCGUACAUUACAUGGAGUAUCACUUGCUUGUCGAUGUUUAAAUUUAUCAAGAAUACUUGUUGAUGGUGAUUCAAAAGCAGGACGUGGAAAGUCUAGACUCUGGCUUAGUGGUGUAGGUAUUGCUGAUAUUCUUGAUGGAACUAUUAAUGGAACUGUUCAUCAACAUAUAUUAAAUGAUUUACAAGAUUUUGGUCGUUUAAUAUUAAUGUUAGCAUGUAAUUCAAUUGUAGGUGCACAAAAAGAACAUUUACAAACAUCAUUAGAAAUAGUUCAACGAAAUUAUUCACAUGAUCUUAAAAAUCUUAUUCUACACUUCCUAUUACCAUCGAAUACAUCAAAGCCAAAAACUAUUAAUGAAUGUAUGCCAAUGAUUGGUGCACGUUUUUAUGCACAAAUUGAUAAUUUACAUGUACGCGGUGAUAUUCUUGAAAAUGAAUUAGCUAAAGAACUUGAUUGUGGUCGUUUGUUUCGUUUAAUUUGUAAACUCGAUGCACUUCUUGAACGACCAGAACAUUCAAUGAAUCAAGUUUGGUCUGAAACAGGUGAUCGUUAUAUUUUGAAAUUAUUUCGUGAUUUUGUAUUUCAUUCAGUUGGUUUUGAUGGUGAACCAACCCUUGAUAUAGCACAUAUUGCCCAAUGUUUAAAUAAAUUCGAUGCAGGUUCACAUGAUAAAAUUUGUCUUACAUCACGAGAUGAACAAAAUGUUAUUAUUGUUAGUUAUUCUGAAUUACAUCAAGCAUUCGAACGUGCUUUUACUGAAUUAAUGAAUUAUGGAUCGACAGGAUCAUCUUGA
Messenger RNA from Rotaria sordida, 1989 nucleotides. Lineage: Eukaryota; Metazoa; Rotifera; Eurotatoria; Philodinida; Philodinidae. The record is from the annotation of a GenBank genome assembly.